UUCGUUUGAUGUCAAAUAAACUUAAGGCUAAACAUUCUAUUACAUUAGUUAUUCUUUUCCAUUUAGUGUUGACAACUAACGUAAGUGUGACCGUCAUUUGAAGAUUUUUUUCUAACAUAUCCGGAAUAGAGUCAAUUUGAAUAGUUCUAAAAUUUGAUAAAGCGAUAGGAUAAUUAUAUAUUAACAUAUAUAAUUCAUCAUUUUGACUGCGUUUAUUAGUAAUAAUUAAAAUUUAUUGUAAUUACAUUUUAUCCAAAAUGAAUAACGGACACGCCUUGCGUGGGUUUUGCUGCCGCCCUCAUCCAAGCAAGAAAAGUAUGCAGAAAAUGUCACACUCAUUUUUAAACGUGACAGACGGGGAUUUUAAAUCAUCAUAUCCGGAUAAGUAUUCCCGACAUCUUUAUUUUGAUUUCACAAUUGGUGAUGGUCCUGACGAUGAAAGUGGCGGUGACAAUGGUGGUGCUGAUGACAAUGGCAAUAGCGGUGGCAAUGGCGGUAGAGGUGGGAGCGGUAGUAUAAUGGGUUCUUUAGCAGAUAUGGCAACUAUAACAAAUACGAAUCUAUUGAACUAUGACGCUAUUAAAACCAACUUAACUGUCAAAAAUUUGCCACUUAAUGCAACGGAAAAUCAGCUUUACAAUAUAUUUCGGACUUGUGGUCCCGUUAAUAGUUGCAAUAUAUUUAGAGAUAUUAACAGUGGAUAUAACUUCGGAUAUGCCAAUGUUGAUUUCUUCAAAGCAGAAGAUUCAUACCAUGCUGUCAAGAACUUAAAUGGAAUUAUGAUGAACAAUAAGCGCUUAGAAGUUUCAUACGCUCAUCCUAAUCAUGAAAAGUUGAAGGAUACCAUUUUAUAUAUCUCAAAUCUUCCAAGUACUUUUACUGAUUACAAAUUAAAAGCGCUUUUUAGUCAAUAUGGUUCAGUUAUACAAUACCACAUUGCAAGAGAUAAACAAACGGGCGAAUCUAGGGGAUAUGCAUUUGUCAGGUUUAACAUGCGCCACGAGGCAUAUAAAGCUAUUUCAGGUCUCAAUAGAGCAACGGUAGUGCAGCGUACUAAACCUAUUUCUGUGCAGUUGAAUAGUCACUCGAUCAAAUUGUAUUAUUAUCAGUGGAUUCGCUCAGAAACUCCAAAUAUUAAUCAUCAUUGUGAUGAUACUUUGAUGAUGAAUAAUUAUUGCAUGGGUAGAGUUGGAUCAAAUCAGAAUCGUUUUAAAGCAAUUCAUCGUCAUUACAAUUUCCCCAAAUUCAUAUAAAACUUUUCUAUAAUUUUUUAAAAAUAUGUAAAA
This is a messenger RNA of Teleopsis dalmanni, 1286 nucleotides long. RefSeq names its product sex-lethal homolog. Lineage: Eukaryota; Metazoa; Arthropoda; Insecta; Diptera; Diopsidae. The record is from RefSeq and is a predicted model, not a curated record. Gene Ontology annotation, cellular component: ribonucleoprotein complex; cytosol; nucleus. Gene Ontology annotation, molecular function: poly(U) RNA binding; poly(A) binding; mRNA 3'-UTR binding. Bases 258 to 1253 code for a protein of 331 amino acids. The transcript has a single exon.